Lucilia cuprina (Australian sheep blowfly) is the source of this 2919-nucleotide messenger RNA. RefSeq lists its product as uncharacterized. NCBI's taxonomy places the organism in Eukaryota, Metazoa, Arthropoda, Insecta, Diptera, Calliphoridae. Gene Ontology annotation, cellular component: cytosol. The record is from RefSeq and is a predicted model, not a curated record. Gene Ontology annotation, biological process: regulation of lipid biosynthetic process. The transcript has 3 exons. Bases 553 to 1383 code for a protein of 276 amino acids.
AAAGACGUCAUUUUGUAACAAGCGUUCGUGCGUCGUGGGUGUGUCGAAGAAAAUUUGGAUAAUGUGUUAAACUUCUUUUCUUAAAAAAAAUUGGAUCUUAACGUUUUCGGAAAACUGUAUUUAUCAAAGGCAAACAGACAUUGCGAAGAGCGAGAACAUAAACAAAAUUGGACACAAAACUAAAGUUAACCAAAGCAAAACAUAGAAUUGAAAUUAGUGUUUUCUAAACUACAGACUAAAAAUUGUUAAUAAAGGAGAAGGGGCGUUAGAUAAAAAUAUUCAUUUACCCAAGGCUGUUGUUGAUUUACAAAAUUUCGUAAUAUUACAAAAAGCAAAUAUACCAAAAAAUUACAAAAUUUACCAAUGUAAAAAAAUUAUAAAGAAAACAUUAUUAUUUGAAUUAAUUGAUAAAGUGAAAGUGAAAAAAAUCCUAAAAUACUCAAAAAACACAAUACGAGCGGACGCAAAUAAAAAAUACAUUUCCAACUUAUUCUUCAAAUAAUUAAAGUUUUAUUAUAUUUUGACCUCAAACCAAAACUGAAAUAAAACAAUAUGAGUGGAUAUACAGAUUUAACAAAACUAGAAAAUACUAGAAAUUGUUUACGACGUAUUGCCCGCCAUGAUGAACUGCAAUUUUCAAAGGACAGUAUUGUCAACGUAAUGGAGAAAUUUGUCAAAACAGUUAAUGUAAUGGAUGAUACCAUAUUAGUUCCAUGCAGGCUCAUGGAUCGACAGGUGGGUGAUAGUACUGAUAUUAUACCAACUCCUGGUAAAGAUGUGACCUCAAAUCAGCAUACAUUUAUUCCUAAUGCCAAUGGAAAACGUAGUCCUGUUAAAUCCAAAAAUGUACAUGAGUUUCUUAACUCUUCAGAACUUUUUAAUUUGUACAACAUGUUAAAUGCUUUGAAGAACGAUCUUCUCUGGACUGGUAAAGAUGAUUCAGAAUAUUUGGAUGAACAGCAAAUCUCAAUUGAAAAUCAUGACAUUAAGACUGAAAACAUUGCAACACAGAGCACCAAUACAAACCCUCUCACAAACAACAGUAUAAUCAAAGGACACAUAAGACGUCCUUCGACAGCCUCUAUGGCUUCAAUUGCAUCAGUUAGUCAAAUGAGUGAUUCCGAAAGCGAUAUAUCACAAGAAAAUGAUUCUGGCGUUGAGUCAGAGUUUAACAAAAAUGGCAGUGGAUCAGAUUCGACCAGCAGCAGCAGUGAAGAUGGCCACAUGCAAAGUAAGAAAUUAAACAAUGCUGACAAAGCCACUGAACUCGCUAAGCGCUGCAGAAGACAUUUGAAUGGUUUAUAUCAGUGUCUUGAACAAAUGACAGAGGCAGCCAAUUAUCUGACUGCACGAUACCAAAACGAUAUUGGUGGCCCUGUAUAGAACUAAAUAAUUUCAUUAAACUAUUGGGUACUACACAACUGUAAAGUAAAAACACAGCUGGGUCAUGGGAUUUUUAUUACUCGCCAGAGGGUUAAUGGUACUAGCUUAUUGUUUUUUUUUUUGUAGGUCAUUCUAACUAUUAAAAGAAAGUAUAAAAGCCUGUUAAUGUAUAAAAUAUAAUAUAAACUUGGAUAUUAUUCUCUAGAGUUAGGACCAUUAUAAUUAUUAUUUAGGUAGAGAAAAUAGGUUUGAUGUUAAAACUAAAAUCACAACAAUUAAAAAAAAAAACAAAAAAAGAGCAAAACAAGCAAACGCUAUAUAUGAAAGAAAACCAUACACACAGACAAAUUGUAUAAAAUGAUAAAAACUUUAGUUGUAUUGGAAAAGACAAAAACAAACAAUCACAAGAAAACCCAACAACUUGACAAAACCGCGUAAAAUGGCACAAAUUAACAUGAUUUUAAAAUUCCAAAAAAACCUAAAUGUUACGAAAAUUAUGAAAGCUUUUUAAUAUUAUUAGAGUUUCAACUAAAUACACAUCUAAACAUAAGUUAAAUAAAAUACACAAUUAUAAUGUUAUGAAUUUGAAACUGUUGCGAACAAAAGAAGUAAAUAACACGAAUAAAAAACAUCUACUACUUACUAAUAGAUUGUAAAUAAGCUAAUGAAAAAGCUUACAGAAUCAGAGAUGAAAUGUGUAAAAGCUUUUCACAUUAAUGUUUAAAGCUAAAUAUGUAUUACUCAAUGCAUAUUUCUAAUAAUUUAACAAAAUUUUGCAUACACCUUGAAUUUGUUUGUAAAAAAUAUAUGUCUAUUACAAUCAUGCAAAUUCAAUAUAUUUUGUAUGCUAUAGAAUUCGAAAUUUUGUGUACAAGAAAACUAAUUAUCUUUCAAACAUUUUCAACGUUUUUUUAUAUUUAAUUUAAAUGAAAACAUUUUUAUAAAAAAAGUUUGCUUUGGGUACUUUUAAAUCUAGUUUUUUAUGUUUAAAACACAAUUUUUUUAUUUGAUUUUAAAGAAUACUUGUUGUUAAACAAAUUAUAAAGAAAUUAUUUAUAAUUUUUUAAAGUGUCAUUUUUAUCGUUGUCUGUUAUUGAUGGUUUAAAAAAAACUUAUAUGUAUAUAUUUUUAAUUGCUAACAACAACAAUGUGAUAAAGGCCCUCUAAAUCUUUAACACACCUUUUUCUAUUGUUGAAUUAUACAAAAAAUGUUUUUUUUUAGUUUUUAUCUAAUGUGUAUUUUGAUCAAUUAGUCAUCAACGUUUUUUUUAUUUUAUUUAAAAAUGUUUUUGUAAUACAAAAACAUUUUUUUUACGAAAAAGAAAUCAAAUUUCUAUUCCAUUUUAAUUUUAAAAGUAAAAUGCACCAUCGACAGUUGCAAUUUUACUUUUUGUAAUUGGCAUUAAAAUUUUUAUUUUUUGUAGAUUUAUAAAAAGUUCUCGUAAUAAAAUAUAUUAAGUUAUUCCUUUAUGUUAACAUAUUUAAUGAACUAAGUGUACAUAAGUAUAAAAAUGUAUUAUUAAAUACUAAAUAAAA